This is a messenger RNA of Solea solea (common sole), 10216 nucleotides long. RefSeq names its product lysine (K)-specific methyltransferase 2Ba (gene kmt2ba). Gene Ontology annotation, cellular component: nucleus; histone methyltransferase complex. NCBI's taxonomy places the organism in Eukaryota, Metazoa, Chordata, Actinopteri, Pleuronectiformes, Soleidae. Bases 120 to 9251 code for a protein of 3043 amino acids. The record is from RefSeq and is a predicted model, not a curated record. Gene Ontology annotation, biological process: positive regulation of DNA-templated transcription. Gene Ontology annotation, molecular function: DNA binding; histone H3K4 methyltransferase activity; protein binding. The transcript is spliced from 36 exons.
CCAUGAUGCCUCUGUGUUUUUUGCUAUCUCGCGCCUUUGCCUCGGAGCUGUCCAUCUUACCUCUCACAGCGCUGCAGUCUCCGUCCGCCUGCGCGCAGUCUGUGUUGUUGUAGUAAAUAAUGGCGGCAUCGGGAGGCGGAUUAUCAUCUCCCGCUACUGUCGCGGGCUUGAGCACCCAGGCUCCGGCCCGGGCUCGCUUCCCAGGUCGACCGUGCUCGCUACGCAGCAGGCUGCGGUCGGACAAACGUACCCGACGCGGAAGGUUGGGCUCCGACGACGGGGAGCUGGAUGUCGAAGGGCCGAGGCCCGUAAACAUCGGGCUCGCGUUGAGCGAGGAUCCGUACCUACUGCGCCUUCUUGGGGUGACGGAGAAGUACAGGCGGCAGGGAGAUGCGGGCUUUGACUCGAGCCACAGCGAGGAGGAGGAAGAUUUCACUGGAUUUGGGACCACAACAAUUUGUCCACAAAAAACUGGCCCUGUUUCUCGGUCUUCAACUUUGAGCCAAGCAAAGUCUUCUUUCGCUUCAGACCCAAAAACAACACUGAUUGGGAAAAUUGCACCGAGGCUUCCCGAAGACGGACAGAGUCUCAAAGAAAGCCCAGGAGAAAACAAACCAUCACCCAAGGUGGUAAUUAAGCUGCAGAGUGAGCAUGCAACUCCCACUACAAAAGCCAAACAUGCAGUUGAGGAGGCGUCAGGUAGACAGAGUAGUACACGAUCAGCUGCCUUUAUCAAGAAGUCAGGAGAAACAGCCGACUCCCCAGCUGAUGGCACCAAGCACUAUAAGCUGGUGAGCACUCUGACAGCUGUCAAGGGUGCAGAAAAAACUACCAUGGUCAAAGAACAAGGUGAAGUGUCGGAGGACCAGCCCCAGCCUGCUGUAAAACGAUUUAUUCACACCAGACGCACAUCUCAAGCAGUUGCCCUGUCCUUUACGUCCUUCCACAAACGGCAAAGGAAGAGGAUCACUAAGAAUAUGGGUGCCUCUCCUGAGGCUGCAGCUGAGGCUGGUGCUCAGAGCGGUGUGGAGGCAGCGAUGCCUCUCGAGUGUAAGCCUGCACAAUCUCCUGAGAAACGAACACAUAGAAGACCACGCAAGUCUUUGUUUGGGCACAAGAGAAAACCACCAUCAAAUAGUAACCUCCCAAAAGUGCGUCGUUCUCGCACUCGGCGGGUAUUUUACGCCUAUGUUACAGAGCCUGUUCCCGCCACAAUGACGCAGGAUGACAACAAGGGUCAGAACAUCCCUCAGUCGAAGGGGGAACCCAGUUCGAUAUCGGAACAAGUUAAGCAGUGCUCAAACAACUCCACUCCUGUAACCAGUGCGCGGUCCUCCCGAGUUAUUAAAGCUCCAAGGAGGUUCUUUGAUGAGGAGAUGAUUCGCUUUCCAAAGGGUCAUGUGUCAACAUGGCUCAAGAAUCAACAGAAAGAUGAUGAGUCCAGUUGUGAUGGCAAGUCUCUAAAAUCAGACAAUUCUUUUUCUGGUUUUAACAACCCGUCUGCUGUGACAAAGUCAAAGCCCAGUCCAGGCACGAGCCACAUAGAAAUUUACAAGAAUCUGAAAAAACUGACCUUGAAACUGGCAGAGAAAAAGAGAGGCCAAAGUGACACCCAGGGGGAUUAUACACAUGAUGAGGAUGGCUUAACUUCCCAUGUCAGGAAGAGGCGGCGAUCAAAGAUCAUGAUGGAGGAAAUGGACUCACCUGGAGUCGUGAGAAAACUAGCAGUAGUGGUGAACACUCAUGAGAAUACGCCCUCUCAGGUGCCAGUGGAAGAUACUGGAAACAAAAAUCAGCCAGGAAGUAUGACAGGAGACGGUCACGAGGCAUCUGAAGUCACUGCACCCAGCUAUCGAGUUGGUCUCAGUGGAGCUAAUAAGAGGAUGCUCCACCUCCUGAAGAAAGCCAAAGUGCAGCUCAUCAAGAUUGAUCAGCAGAAGCAGCUCAAAUUGUCACAGUUGGGCUCCAAAGAGUCACAAGGCCCAGUGACUGAGAGGAGGAGGAGACUUGGUGCAUCCCCAAAAGAUACAAGUUGUCAGGAGCAGCCACUGGGUGGUCCCAGGAUCAAACAUGUCUGUCGGGCAGCAGCAGUGGCUCUGGGGCAGCCACGUGCCACGGUGCCGGAUGAUAUUCCCAGACUGAGUGCCCUGCCACUGCACGAGAGAGAGGGCAUCACCUUCUCACCAGCUACUGAAGAUGUGGCAGAUGACGACGAGGAUCAGGGCAGAGCUCAGUGGGCUGCCACGCAGGAAAACAUCCAGCAGCGGAGGAGAGGAAGAGGAAGAGGGAGAGGGAGAGGAAGGGGCCGCAAGGUCUCAAGGAAGAUUCUGAGUCGCUAUAAAUCCAAUGGAAUUCGCUCCCGUCGUUGUGGACAUUGCAAGGGCUGCUUGAUCGAGGAGGACUGCGCCAAGUGUGUCAACUGCCUGGAUAAACCUAAAUAUGGAGGGCCCAACACUAAGCGGCAGUGCUGCAUAUAUAGGAAGUGUGACCGGAUUGAGAGAGCAAAGAUGGAGCGCAUUUUCAGACCACUGAAAGUGAAAGCGAGGCAGUACUCCGGCGGCUCCAUGUCCAGCAGUGAGGAUGGGAACUGGGGAAAUGGAGCAGACGAGGGGUCGUCCUCCAUGGUGGCCGGGGUCAGGAAACAGUCCCUGCGUAACAUCACACCGCGCUCGUACAGUAACCUGCUGAAGUCCGAAUCCGAAGGAGAAGAGGAGAUGCCUGAAAAAUCGACAGCUCCUGCUAGCAACCAAGAUCCUGCGUCUCAAGAUGUAGCACCUAACGACCCUCCAUCUGAAGUGUUGAAGCACCGCCGGCUGCUCUCCAGAGGAGUGGUGAGCAGACCCAGAGCAUACAAGGAACAAGAGAACAUGGAAGUGAUGGAGGCCCGAGAAACUUUGCCUGAUACCAGCCUGCCCAGGAGCCCACUGCCGAAGCUGCAGCAGCAGCUAAAAAUUCACUUACACCGUCUGCCCGAUUUUAUCCUGCAGUCUGGUCGUGCUUUUACACGGCAGUUGCCCAAGUGUCUGGAUCAGUGUGCUGCACAGCUGCAACCAAAACAGUCCCAGCAUGUAACGCAGCCCACCAUUUCACAUUCAUCGCACUCCACAACUCAGUCCUUUCCAGAUUUGCCGCAGUUUGUUACGCACCCCGCGCCUCCGAUUUCCACACAUCCCAUAACAAACUCUCCACAGAAAUAUCUGCGGUUAUAUUUACGCCGUUUGCCCAAAUCUGUGGUUCAGUCAACCGAAUAUAGAUUAUUGCCAUCUCAACAUCACCAGACACUGGUACUGCAAUCGACUCUUAAAGAAGUUUCUACAAAGUUGUGUUUGCAGGAACAGACUGAGACACACAGAGAUGACAAAGAUAAAACUGUGCUGGUGCCGUCUCAGACUGUUGAUCCAGACACAGAGUUACAGCAGGGCAAACGAGAUGAGCUGGAGGAUGAACGAGUGGAUCGGCCCAAAGAAGAAGAAGAAGAGGAGGAGGAGGAGGAGGAGGAGGAGGACGCUUCUGUAAAAGAGACAGUGCUGAACAACUGUCAAACAACUGACACGCACUAUGUCCUUCAUUCCCAGAAUCCUGCAGAGUGUGCAUCAGCGAACACCCUGACCGGAUUAACUAAUGGAUUUCCCAAUAAAGGCCUGUUGCAGAACAAGUACAAGAUCCGUGUGGACUUUAAGGAGGACUGUGCUGUCCAGAAUGUUUGGCUAAUGGGAGGCCUCAGUGUCCUCACCUCUGUCCCGACCACACCACAUCCAGUUUGUUUGCUGUGUGCCAGUAAAGGACAACAUGAGAUGAUUUUCUGCCAGGUCUGCUGCGAACCUUUCCAUAGUUUCUGCCUCUCGCCAGAAGAGUGCCCCCAGGAGGAGAACAAGGAGAACUGGUGCUGCAGGCGCUGCAAAUUCUGUCACGUGUGUGGACGUAAAAACAAGACCACAAAGCCCGUGUUGCAGUGCAGGCGUUGCCAAACCUCCUACCAUCCUUCCUGCUUGGGACCAACAUACCCUAAACCCAUGAACUGCAAUAUUCCCUGGGUGUGCAUGACGUGCAUUCGGUGUAAAAGCUGCGGUGUGACUCCUGGUAAAACCUGGGACUUGGCCUGGAACCACGAGCAGGAUCUGUGUCCUGACUGCACGUCUCUCCACAGCAAAGGUAAUUUCUGCACUGUCUGCCACAAGUGCUAUGAUGACAGCAAACAACAUUCACAGAUGAUUCAGUGUUCAGAGUGCAGCCACUGGAUUCAUUACACAUGUGAAGGACUUUCAGAGGAGCUGUGUGGGUUGCUGUCGAGCCAAACGGAGGGUGUGCUUUUCACUUGUUCACCGUGCAGCCAGGACCAGGCUGGACACAACGGGUUGAAGGAGGAGCUGCAGAGCAGGCUGUUAGAUGGGCUGGAGGAGGUGCUCAUUGAUCUCCUCUCCAGUGAUGCCACAAAGCACCUCCACAUCUGUAAAGAAUGUCGGGAAACAAACAACUCAGGGUUUUUCAGGGAACAGCAACCAGUCUGUGAUCUACAAUUCAUGGACAAGAAGUUUCAAGGGAAUGGCUACAGCUCGAUAAAAGCUUUCCAUAUGGAUUUCAUGUCUCUGAUGAGGAAGUGUCUGACGGAGGAAGAGCUUCUCCCUGAGGAUCAGAGGCCAACUACUCAGGCCAGAGUGCACUAUGUCAAAUUGCUGGAGCGAGUUUUCACGGGGUUUCCUGCACGUAUUCUUAAAAAGUGGAACUCAUUCUCUGAAGAAUGUCCAAGUGGCAUGCUCCCUGAUGCCGUCCUCCCACCGUCUAAGGAGCAUAGCUAUGCACAGUGGCUGGAGAGGAAGCCAGGCUCUCUGUCAUUUUCACUCGCUAUGCAGCAGUGUGGUACAUCCAACAGCUUCCCUCUGCAUUUGCACGAUGUAAAAGAAAACCCUGCAUCUUCAAAGACUGAAGACAUGAGGCAGUGUGCGCUGUGCCAACAAUAUGGAGACUACGCUCCUCGUGAUGCAGGACGCCUGUUGUACUUGGGACAAAAUGAUUGGGCUCACAUCAACUGCUGCCUUUGGUCUGCUGAGGUGUAUGAGAAUAAUAAUGCUCUGUUGCAAGUGCACACUGCUGUCUCAAGAGGGCGCCACCUGCGCUGUGAUCGUUGUGGACAGUCGGGAGCCACAGUGGGCUGUUGUCUUUCCACCUGCCAGAGUAAUUUCCACUUCAUGUGCGCUCGCGCCCAGAACUGUUUGUUUCAGCAAGACAGGAAGAUGUACUGCUACAAACACAGGGAUCUUGUCAAUGCAAAGGUGGUUUCUGGGAAAGGAUUUGAAGUCCCUCGACGGGUGUUCGUAGACUUCGAGGGCAUUACGUUCAGGAGAAAGUUCCUUACAGGCCUUGAGCCAGAAACCAUAAGCAUGACCAUAGGCUCUUUGCAGAUUCAGAAACUCGGUGUGUUGUCAGAGCUGUCAUCUAAUGGUAGAACGCUGUAUCCUGUUGGUUAUCAAUGCUCUCGGUUGUACUGGAGCACCGUGGACCCCCGCAGGCGCUGUAAGUACACUUGUAAGGUGACAGAAGUGAGUACACCACUCCCUGGUGAGGAGCAAGAUCUGAGAUGGGAUCAUGGAGAGAAUCACACCAUCGUCCACAGCCCCAAACACCACCGAGAUAUGGAGUCCCCAGAUCGUUUAAGCUCCUCAUCCAGCCCAAUAAAGUCCACUACUCCAUCACCAGACUCUAAACUGCUCUAUAGCCCUGGAUCUAAAAGUCCUGGUUACACACAGACCAGGAGACCAGCAGGAGGAUCAUCUCGGCCGCUCCCAUCUCCAGGAGCUGCUCUGCCCAAAUCACAUCACAUCUUGACACUAAGGGACCUGGAGGAGACCCGCCGCCCUCGCAGGCUCUCAUCAAGAAGCCGCUGCAGUUCCUCUCCCACUGACAGCGACCCGUCUGCACCAAUGACCCUUCGCUCUGGAGGCACCAUCCACUCCAGAUGUGCUCUGUUUGGCUCUCCACCAAGAACCUCAAGCUUUGGACUAGCCUCACCUCCUCUGUCACGGCAAAACUCAACAUCACCAGUGUGGAGCUCUCCGCCCAGAUCCAACUCCAGCAUUUCUGCAGGGAUGUCACCUCGGCAAGGAGUCAUCACUCACUCCCCAAGAGGGAGACAAAACUUUAAGAUCACAGCUCCUGUCUCUGCUGAGGUUCCCCAUGACUUCUUGGCAUCGUCUGAGGCAGAGGAUGCAGCGGUGGCUACGACCAAUGGGAUCUCACUGGCGCCUGAUAACUUAGAAGAUGAAGUUGCCCACCUGAUGUCCCAGGAGCUGCCUUACAAUGUGUUUGACACUGACACAGAGGUAGCAGUGGCUUCCAUGCUCAAUACAAAGCUUGACUUUGAUGAAUCCCUGCUCACUGAGAACUUAGUACUUCACUGUGUAGCACAAGGUGGCCGAGGAGAGGUGGAAGGCGCAGCGCAGGAUGUGGAUAUUCAGGAAAACAAUCGGGAGAAUGACUCUGAAGAUGAAGACUCGAGCCAUUACAUUAAGUUUUCAAGGACAGUGGUGUGUGAUGCAGCCAGUGGCUCAGAUGCCCCUGAUCAGCUCCCUUCCGCACAGACGAUCUCACAGUUAGAUGGAGCAGACAGUGGAUCAGAGAGUAGUGAAAGUGAAGUGAGCAGUGAUGAAAGUGAUGACACUGAUGUUCAUACAGAUAAGCCUACACCUACUAAACAACUGUCAGUUGCUCUAAAGAGGCUGGAGUCAAUCUACACUGGUUCACAGUCAAACCUCCAAACCGGAACAACUCAGUCAGGGUUCCAGGAAAAUUCUGCUCUUCUUGAAUCUGACAUGUCACUUCAGGAAGAAGAAGUUCCAAUGAGAUCUCAAAAUGACGUGUUUUUACAUUCUGACACUGGCCAGUUUGUCUCUAAGGAUGGCUCUGUGGUGCAUCAUCAGCUUAACAUUCAAGAGGAUGACGUCGAUGACAGCACCUCAUCAGCUUCAGAUUCUGUGGAAGGAUUUAAAGAUGAUUUAAAUGACCCAGAUUACGCACCAGAAUUCACAAGUAAAAGAUCCCCCCCCAUACCACAGACGAAAAAACCUCCCGCAUUAAACCUCAAACACAUCACGAUACAUCCUCCUCUACCCAAGCAAACUAUAAGUAAUGUAUCCAUUUCCCCUGCUGCUGCCACUAUUUGCGCAGCUCCACGCACAGUCACAUCCCCCAUUGUGAUUAAUGGCUUAAACACUUUACCUGUGCAGGCUGGUGCCAGACAAUGCAAAACUAUUGCCAUUCGAUUGGACAAACCCAGUCCACAAAGUCAGCAGCAGUUGGUUGUUCCCAAUCAGGCUGCAGCAACUAACUCCCCUCAGGUUCCUCCCCCUGCCCCUCCCCCUCAAGUUCUGCUGGUCAACCGUCAAGGUCAGAUUCUCCUCAAAGACCCGAGAUCGAACACUUACCAGAUGCUCAAUUCAAACUCUGCGGCUUAUCACAAAAUAAGCCAGAUAGGCAAGAUUCUCCACAGCAGUGGCGUUGGGCAACGACCUACCGCUCGAGUCAUCGUUAGGCCUCGAUCCAUCCCCUCCUCCACAGUCACCCCUGCUGCCAGUAACCACACAACGCCAACUGAGAAAAAAAUCAUUAUCAGAGUGAUGCCCUUUAAAAGUGCAGGUACUUCUUCCGCCUCCGCAGCGCCUGCUUGCGUGCAGAGUAUUCCUAAACCUAUUAUCUUAAACACAGAAAGAAGCACAGCUCAGGCCAUCAUUGAGCGAGCCAUGGCUUCUCAUCGCAACUCAGAAAAGACGACACCCACCAUUCUUGGUAAACCUCGAAAUCUGAAGGCCGUACAUGAAAGAUCAUCCCAUGUUCAGGACGCAGAGAAAUCCGUUCAGUCCCCUGCCGCACAGUCGGCGUCGCCGAGUGGAUUAACGUGUGAACCCAAUGUGAAAUCUCAACCAACACCUGCCCCAUCACACUCGCAGGUGAGAGUCAAGAGAGUGUCAUCGUCAUCUGAAAGACCCUCAAGGAAGAAAUCCAAGAUGGACUUCUUGGUGGAUCCCUCAAGUGAGCUGGACGCAAGCAGAUCGAGUGGUGUGAGAAUGAAAGCUCCAACCAUGAAGGACAUUCUUGAUCUAGAUGAAAAGAAUGUGUGUGAGCCGUUGAGAAUUACUGCUCCUCCCCUUCCCAAAAGUCCAAGGCCCUCUACGGUUGAAAGUCCAUCUGCACAAAGUGAUACACACGGUACUGAGUCUAGAACACACAAGUGGGUCAGCGCUCGCCAUGGAGACCUCUCCGAAUGGGCACCUUAUUCAGGUUUCAGCUCAGAGGAAGAAGGUCAUGUGCCUAAAGCCAGGAAGAAAACCUACAUGAACCAGCCUCACCUGCGCUUUGAAAUCACCAGUGAUGACGGCUUCAGUGUUAAAGCCAACAGCAUCGAGGUCGCCUGGCGUGCAGUGAUCGACGGUGUUCUCGAAGCACGCGCGGGCUUCCACCUCAAGCAUCUGCCCCUGGGCGGGAUGACCGGGCCGCGGGUGCUCGGCGUCCUCCACGAUGCCGUCAUCUUCCUGCUGGAGCAGCUGCAGGGGGCCACACACUGCAAACGCCACCGCUUCCGCUUUCACCGCUGUGAUGGCAUCGAGGAGGAGCUUCCCCUCAACCCAAGUGGCUGCGCCCGAACUGAAAUCUACACGAGGAAAGCAACGUUUGAUAUGUUCAACUUCCUGGCGUCGCAGCACAGAAACCCCCCCGACAUAAUAGGCCCCUUCGAAGAAGAAGAGGAUGAAUUCCCACUAAAAUCUUCAAGGCGAGCCACCAGCAGUGAGCUUCCAAUGGCCAUGAGAUUCAGACACCUGGAGAAAACGUCCAAAGAGGCAGUGGGAGUUUACAGGUCUGAAAUUGACGGACGUGGACUUUACUGCAAGAGGAACAUUGACGCCGGGGAGAUGGUGAUAGAGUACGCUGGCACCGUCAUUCGCUCCGUCCUGACUGAUAAACGGGAGAAAUAUUAUGACGGCAAGGGCAUCGGCUGCUACAUGUUCCGCAUCGACGACUUUGACGUGGUGGACGCGACGAUGCAAGGCAACGCCGCACGCUUCAUCAACCACUCGUGCGAGCCCAACUGCUACUCCCGCGUCAUCAACGUGGACGGCCGCAAGCACAUCGUCAUCUUCGCCCUGAGAAAGAUCUACCGCGGCGAGGAGCUCACCUACGACUACAAGUUCCCCAUCGAGGAUGAAGACAAUAAGUUGCACUGCAACUGCGGGACGAAGCGCUGCCGCCGCUUCCUGAAUUAGUGCAGCAUCACGCACAACACAGCAGCAGUAGUCAUUUUGUUUAAACCACAAGGGGGGGAGAGGGGGGCUUUGAUGAACUGGUGAAGGCAACUGUUGUGAUGCCGCUGACACACACAGACCUGAACUACUGUAUCUUUACUCCGCUUAAUGUAUGAUCGGACCACUGACAGUCAGAAUCCACAUUGGAGCCAUAUGUCAAAACUUGGGAUGAAGAUUAUUUAUAUCAUUUUUGACUGCUGGAAAGUUGGUCUCUUUUUGCUUGGUUGUUUAUUUUUUUCUUCCAUCUACCGUUUGACCGUAUCCAUACACCGCACUCUUUUAGUCUUAGACUGUUUAAUGUAACUCAGAAGCCAGGAAGUGAUGGAUACCAGCCGCAUCCUAAAAAGAACCUGAAUACAGUUGUUGAUGCUUAAAAGAGGGAUCCAGUGCUAUGCUGCUGACAGAGUGUCUUUGUAAAGGUCUCAGAAAUGAGGGCAGUUAAUUUUGUGUGGCACUUUUAUGUUUAAGACACUCUCUGGCAGCACCGGUGUCACGGCAACCGAGAGAAAUAUAAUUUUAGAGCAAAUUUGACACAAUAAGCUGAAAGCACCUUUUUGUACAUUGUAGUGCAGCUACAUUUUAACUGGAUAACAGGGACUCCUGUAGUUGCUGUAGCUGCUGACGACAGUUCACCUAAAAGGUAGUUUUAAUAGUCACACAAACCUUUUCCAGAGUUCGCUUGAGUUGAAAUGUCUCGUUUUUAUUUGUAACAGGCAGAGAUGCUGUGAUCGUGACGCUUUUAUCCUAUGAUAACUGUCUGUUCUUCGGGUCAUUUGUGCCGUUUGUGUGUUUUAGGGUCUACGAGGGAGUUUCAGUGGUGCAGGGUUUAUAAUGAAUAUAUACUGAUCUUGCUCUGCUCAGUCCCUUAUAUAUCCUUUUGUAUUUUUGUAUAUUUGAACAAUAAAUGUAUAGCUGAUGGAAUUACA